Molecule: messenger RNA, 916 nt
Organism: Lactuca virosa
Lineage: Eukaryota; Viridiplantae; Streptophyta; Magnoliopsida; Asterales; Asteraceae
Source: the annotation of a GenBank genome assembly
UUCUUCACCGCCUAUCUCUCGGUUACUUUAGUUUGCUCUCAGAUUUUACAUCCGAUGUUUCCACCACGGCUCACUUUUAUCCUCCCCAAAUCGAGUUCCUCCCUUCUUCUACCUUCUGCUACCUCCACCGCUUCUCAGCUGCUCUGUGCUUUGCCAAAAUUUUCAGUCGAGGAUUUCCAAGUUUCAAGCCUUGCGAUUUCGGUGGAAAAGUAUUGAUUCGCAACAACACUAGAUCGAUUAUUCGUCGGAAGGCCAAACAAGAGCUCCUACAGAGAAUAUGAUCCAUGGUGAAGGAGAGGGAGUGCUAUGACGUCGUCGGGGUUAAUCCCACGGCCACGGAGGCUGAAAUUAAGAAACCUUAUUACAUCAAGGUGUUAGGAGAAGCAUACCAACUACUGAGUAAUCCAGAGCAAAGACAGGCUUAUUAAAGAACGUCUCUUCCAAACCCUUCUUUUAUAUGUGGUCCUUGUGUGAACAUCAAAAUCCUGAUUGAGUAUGUUCGUCGAUACCUUUUCUACUUGGCUCAAGAUGAGGUAUAAUAAAUUGGAUAAUGAACCGAAAGAGUUGUUUGACUUUACAUGUCCAAGGAAGAGACCUGACAUCUGUAGCUGUUCUACGUGGUUGUAUGCAUUUGGUUUAUUUAGCAGGAAGUGAAAGAGUAGACAAAUAUGAAGUGGCUGGAGAUUCUUCACUUGCUCAAAAGAACGCACAUGUGCCUUACAGAAACAGCAAACUCACACAGUUGCUUCAAGAUUCACUUGUUGCAACUGUUGAACUCGGUGUUGCGCAACUACAAAAGGAUAGUAGUUCAGAUGUGAAAGACCUCAAAGAACCAAUUGCAAAUCUUAAGGCGGCUCUUGCAAAGAAGGAAGGGGAUCUGGAAACAGAUGUAGUACCCAGCUUUGAGAAAGAGUAG